Melanotaenia boesemani (Boeseman's rainbowfish) is the source of this 3070-nucleotide messenger RNA. RefSeq names its product vomeronasal type-2 receptor 1. The transcript is spliced from 14 exons. Lineage: Eukaryota; Metazoa; Chordata; Actinopteri; Atheriniformes; Melanotaeniidae. Gene Ontology annotation, molecular function: G protein-coupled receptor activity; olfactory receptor activity. Gene Ontology annotation, biological process: G protein-coupled receptor signaling pathway. The record is from RefSeq and is a predicted model, not a curated record. Bases 1 to 2859 code for a protein of 952 amino acids. Gene Ontology annotation, cellular component: membrane.
AUGGAAAUCCGAGGUCUCUUGCUUGGAUUGGGUGGAUUUUUCUGCAUUUAUAGAUCUCUUUCAGCAGAAUCCACGUGCAAGCUGAAGGCCAAGUUCAACCUAAACGGUUACAAGGAUGUAGAGAAGAAACGGGUUGUUGUUGGGGGAAUGUUUCCUGUUCACAUGCGUGUAGCUUCCAGUGACGGCAACACUUCUAAGGUGCCUGUUUCAUCAGGGUGUGAGGGAUUUAACUUCCGCACCUUCCGUUGGACCCAGACCAUGCUUUUUGCCAUCAAUGAAAUUAAUGAGAGGACCGACUUGCUGCCCUACACGGACCUGGGUUAUGUCAUCUACGACUCCUGCUUCACCAUCUCCAAGGCCGUGGAGGGAACCCUGACCUACCUGACAGGUCAAGAUGAAGCAGUGCCCAACUACCGCUGCGGCAAUGGGGCACCUCUUGCUGCGCUAGUUGGUGCUGGGGGCUCUGAUCUGUCUACUGCCACAGCCAGGAUACUGGGGCUUUAUCAUUUUCCACAGGUGAGCUAUUUUUCAUCAUGCUCUUCCCUGAGCAACAGGUUCCCAUUCCCCACUUUCUUAAGAACCAUUCCUAAUGACGACCACCAGUCUACAGCUAUGGCCCAGAUGGUGCUACAUUUUGGUUGGACUUGGGUGGGCGUCAUAGCUGCUGAUGAUGAUUAUGGAAAAUAUGGUAUCAAAAAAUUUAAGGAGCUAGUGGAGGAAGCUGGUGUCUGUAUUUCCUUCUCUGAGACUCUGCCCAAGGUGCGUUCUCCAGAGGCCAUCCACAGUAUAGUUAAAACUGUAGUUGAGUCCACAGCCAAGAUCAUUGUGGUAUUCUCAUCAGAAGUGGACCUUAGUCCUCUUAUCACUGAGCUGCUCCUCCAAAAUGUGACCAACCGCACUUGGAUUGCCAGUGAGGCCUGGACUACCUCAGCGCUCAUUAACCGAGCCGGGGUGAACUCAAUCCUGGCUGGUACCUUGGGUUUUGGGGUAAGGAGGGCUGAUAUCCCAGGUCUUCAGCGCCACCUACUGGGUUUGGAUCCCUAUACUGACCCGUUAACUGAGGAAUUCUGGGAGAUGUUGUUUAACUGCACAUUGAACUAUGGAAGAGCACUGCAAAUGGCCAAACAGAAGGCUGAAGAGGUGAACAGCACACAGCCCAGAGCAGUGAGAGGGGUACCCGAUGGGCUGUGCACUGGCAGCGAGUCUGUGGCACAGCUCAAUAACACAUACUCCGACGUCUCCCAGCUGAGAAUCACUUACAAUGUCUACAAAGCAGUGUAUGCUGUGGCCUAUGCCUUGCACAACCUGGAGCACUGUGAACCAGGAAAAGGGCCCUUCACUCAAAAUAGCUGUGCUAACAUCAGUAACUUUGAGCCAUGGCAGCUCAUGUACUACCUGAAGAAUGUGCGUUACAAAGUGCCUCACACGGAGGAGGAGAUCUAUUUUAAUGAUGGGGAGAUAGAGGGCUUCUAUGACAUCAUUAACUGGCAGGUCAGUAGUGAUGGGGAGAUAUCUUAUGUCAAUGUGGGGCACUACAAUGGAUCAGCAGCCCAGGAGGACAGACUGCACUUAAUGAAUGGCUCCAUCAUCUGGAACAAUGAAGCGUUAGAGCCUCCUCGGUCAGUGUGCAGUGAGAACUGUCAGCCUGGCACCAGAAAGGGGAUCCGGCAGGGAGAACCAGUCUGCUGUUUUGACUGCAUCCCAUGUGCCGAUGGAGAAAUCAGCAACACAACUAACGCUCGCGAAUGCAUCCUGUGCAGUGGAGAUUACUGGUCCAACGAUGCUCAUGAUGCCUGUGUGCCAAAAAUCAUAGAGUUUCUGGCCUUUGACGAACCACUGGGAAUCACCCUCAUCGUCAUUUCAGCCUUUGGAGCUUUAGUAACCAUUGCUGUUGGAGUGGUGUUUGUUCUGCAUAUUGGCACCCCUCUGGUCAAAGCCAACGAUGCUCUGUUGAGUUUCUCGCUUCUUUUCUCCUUGGUGGUAACCUUCCUCUGCUCCAUCGUCUUUCUUGGGGAGCCCAAGCACUGGAGCUGCAUGACCAGUCAAGUAGCUUUAGCUCUGGGCUUUGCUCUCUGUCUUUCCUCCAUCAUGGGUAAGGCAGCAGUGUUAAUGCUCAGAGCUCAAGCCCUGAAAGCAGUCCGAGUCAGAGCCAAAGCGGCUGCCAAAGCUGCAAAGGCUGCAGCAGAAGCUGCAGCUAACAGUGGCAGCCCUGAUGUGAUUGUAACCAAUAUAAAUAACAACGACAUCAGUGCCACAACAGACCCAGAAGUUGAUCGUCUCACAUGUGCCCACCAGAGGGCAAUAACUUCCUUGGCAACAUUAAUACAGGCCAUAGCGUGCACAGUGUGGCUCAUUAUCCUCCCUCCACAUCCUAUUAAGAACACUUCCGCCCAGAAUAUAAAGAUUAUCCUGGAGUGUGAUGAAGGCUCUUUGGUCUUCAUUUGUUGCAUCUUUGCGUAUGACAUUCUGCUGGCUUUGUUGACCUUCAUCUUUGCCUUCAUGGCCCGCAAACUGGAGGACCACUUCAGCGAGGCAAAAUGUGUGACCUUCGGCUUGCUGGUCUUCUUCAUCGUGUGGAUCUCCUUUGUUCCGGCUUAUCUCAGCACACGUGGCAAGUUCAUGGUUGCAGUUCAGAUUUUUGCCAUCCUGGCUUCCAGCUUUGGCCUUCUUACCUGCAUCUUCUUCCCCAAGUGCUACAUUCUUUUGGUCAAACCUGAACGCAACAAAGAGGAGAUGAUGAAGCCUCGUGCCAAACCCCGUGAUGGCUGCUUGUCUGGGACCUCUGCGUCCCUGGCGACAGCUGCUACUGAGGUCAAUACAUCAUUUGCAUCCACUGCCAUUGAUGAUCAGGCCAGAUAAAACCAAGAAAGAAACCACAAAAUUAUAAAAAUCAUGUAUUUGGGCCACUAGUUGAUACCUUUAAAUAACUGGCUCAGCUUAUUGGGGUUCUUAAUGUUGUAAUUUAAAUAAUCAUUAUGUUAAUCUAUAAUUAACAGAACAUAUACAAACAACAUUGAUGUCAGAUAAUAUGUACAGUAUGAACGAGUACAUUCUGCACCUGAAUGUGCAU